This is a messenger RNA of Malassezia restricta, 1893 nucleotides long. RefSeq names its product mannosyl-glycoprotein endo-beta-N-acetylglucosaminidase. Gene Ontology annotation, biological process: protein deglycosylation. The transcript has a single exon. Bases 1 to 1893 code for a protein of 630 amino acids. Lineage: Eukaryota; Fungi; Basidiomycota; Malasseziomycetes; Malasseziales; Malasseziaceae. Gene Ontology annotation, cellular component: cytoplasm. Gene Ontology annotation, molecular function: mannosyl-glycoprotein endo-beta-N-acetylglucosaminidase activity. The record is from RefSeq and is a predicted model, not a curated record.
AUGCCACUGGACGUGCACCUUGCAGGACCCCUGGUGGCGGCUGCGGGUCGUCCGGUGUACUUUGAGAAUCUACGGGAUUUGGACGAGUAUGUGAAAACACUCCCAAAGACAUGGGAACGUGGACAGCGCACCGCGUGGCCCAACCGGCCGCAUCUCUUGGUGUGCCACGAUUUUCAAGGAGGAUACACCGAAUCCCUCCAUGCACACGGGUACACAUUCGAGCACUGGCAAUGCACGGAUAUCAUGGUGUAUUUCUCACACAAGCGCAUAUCGCUGCCACCGCCCGGAUGGGUUCGUGCAGCGCAUUUUCAUGGCACACGAAUCCUCGGCACGCUCCUGUUCGAAUGGGACGAAUCCAAGCUGGACCUCCGCUGUCUGUUGGAUGGAUGGGAACCGACAUGGCGGACAAAGGUAAGAGCCGAGUUGUCGACCUACUUUGCGGAUGAAUUGAUACGCCUUGCAGCAGCUCAUGGCAUCGAUGGCUUUCUCGUCAACGUCGAGACUUCCUUGGCUUUGACGGCCCACUCGAAUCCUAUUCUGCACAAACUCGACAGCUUCCACAAUGCCGCACGACUUCGGCGGUGGAUCAGGUACCUCCGUGACAAGGGCCAAGAGCGCUUAUCGACAUGGCAUGUCGUUUGGUACGACUCGGUCACGUACCCGGACGGCCAACUUCAGUGGCAAGAUGCCAUGUCUCUAAGGAACGCGCCCUAUUUCCAGGCUGCGUCGCUGGGCUUUACCAACUAUACAUGGUCGCAUCCAGAGCGAUGCCACGUCCGCCCUAACCCGUGCCUGGAACAUUCCGCUGUAGUGGCAGACACCCACGCCUUUCCACGCUCGCACGUGUUCAUCGGCGUAGACGUAUUUGGACGCAACUGCUUAGGCGGCCACGACACAUACCGUGCCCUGGACAUGCUGCAGUCCGAGACGCCCUUUGGUUUCAGUGCUGCGCUCUUUGCGCCUGGCUGGACAUGGGAGCACGACGCGCCGCCGGCACGUUCUUGGCAGGCUUGGUGGGACGAAGACUGGGCAUUUUGGCAUCGCGGACCUCAUGCCAUUUCACAUUACUUUGCGAGCCGCGCAUGUCCCUGGCAUGGACAAGCCACGCAAGGCUAUGGCUUCCGCACGAACUUUAGCUUAGGUGCCGGCUCCGCCUGGUUUGUGCAGGGCCGAAAUGUAUACCCUCAUGCAUGGACGGACCAGGGCGUGUGUGCGCCCAAACCUCUCUUGGCAUGGCCCGCGGUGGCUUAUGUCCUCGAUGUCGAGGGACGCAAAGAAAACGAUCCUGGCAUUCGCACGACCUUGACCCACGACGAUGCAUGGAGCGGCACCACCUCUCUGUGUCUACGUACCGAUACGUGGAUAUAUGUGCCGCUUGUCGCUUUAGCCCCCCUGCCCAGCGACGCCACACAGAGAAAGGUCCAGGUGCGUAUCAGUGUUAAGGGCGCCUCGGUUGAGCCGUGCGUGUAUAUUCACGACCGCUUGUAUUCCGGCACGUGCGAGGCUCAAGCGUUGCCGCAUGGAUGGACUUUGUACACGAGUCAGGUGGCACUGCCACAGGAGGCCUAUGAUUAUGACAUACACAUGGUGUUAGGCGUUUCGGGCUCUGUUCGUGUAGGUCAGGUGGACGUGGCACCUGCUAGCGCCUACGACGAAACCGCGCCUGAUGCGACAUGGUCGCAUGGUUUGCUGACAUGGACGGACACGGUGCCUUGGGCUUCUGGUUACGAGGUAUAUACGAUACGGGACGAGCCAAUUUGGUGGGGCACGGUCAGCACGGUACGGGAGCGCCACCAAGCCCACCUGUCCGCGUCAGAUCCUGAGACGGUCGUGCAAAUACAGAGUGUGGGCGCAUGGCCUGAUGAGCCCGUGACACUCGUUAUGCCGUCCUAG